AGUCUUCGUAUCUCCGAGUGUGUGCAGAUAGUGGAGAGGGUGGAGCUUUCCGUCCUCAAAUCUGAAAAGAUUGAGAGAUUUGGAAAAGCCCAGAUGUGCCAAAGGUCAGAGUGAUCGAUACACAGGCCCCACUAUGAAAAGCGGGGAAAGGUUCGAAUAGAAAACCGCUGCAGAAGAGAAGCCACUGAGAGGGGCGAAUGUGGAUUUGACGGAAGCUUUCUCCCCCGCCCCCACUUCCAUCCCUGCAAUCCAAUACCAUCCUCGCCAGGAACCUUAACCUCGUCAUUUUAAAAAAUGAGAUAUCCGUGACCCGGGGUGAACUUGUCGAGCGCAGGUACAGCCGAGGAAAUUCUAGACCCCGUGCGCGCCCGAGCCUCGUCCGGCGCAGUGCCUUGGUGAGCACCGCUCAGCGCGUGGCCGCGGCCCACCUGCGCGGGGACACCCGCCUUGACCCCGGGCGGCGCGCCCGGUCGCGCCGGGCCAAGCGUCGCGGCCUUCCCCUGCUGACUCGUCCAGCUCCCGCGCUUGGGGCUGUGGCCUUCCCGCCCACUCCCCCUCGCUCACCCCAUUUUUCCAGAUUUCUCUCCAGUCCUCCCCUCAUCGCCGCCCCGCCCACCUCCACUCCCGCCCACAGUCGGUUCCUGGCUUCCCUUCCCCCGAAAUCCCUCUCCGCUGUGACCUCUCCUCUCCAACCCCGCAGGCCUGAAGGAAGGUCACGCACGCACAUUCACACCCACACGCCACACGCCUCGCCCCACAGAAACCCAUGCACACGGUCCUUUGUUCCAUUUCUCGGGCCACCUUCCCUGUCCCUUCCUCCCAGCCAGCCCCGAUCUGCUCCCCAGAAGUACGUUCCUGUUUCCCCAGGGCCCGGCCCUCCCCCUUCUGAUUUAUGAGGGCUCCUGGCUUGGCGCAGACUCCCUUUUCUUCUCCUCCGCGCCGUCCUCCCUUCGUGUCCUCCCUUGCGCCGUGGGAGUGCGAGCUCCCGCUGCUCGCUCGGCUCCUGUCUAAGGGCCCUGCCCCGCCGCCUCUGCUUUCGCUCUCCCGGGCUGUUUCUCCGGCUGCCUGCUCCUCGGCCCGCCGGCCUCCGCGGCCCUCCCCUGCCUCGCUUCCCGGCGCCCCUGCGCGCUCCCCCCGCGCCCGCCCGAGCGCCGCGCUCGCUCCUUGAUCGCCCGCCGCGCAGCCCGGCCCGGCCGCCCGCCCGCGCCACUGUGCAGUGGAGUUUGGUGGAAUCUCUGCUGACGUCACGUCACUCCCCACACGGAGCAGGAGCCGAGGGAAGAGAGAGGGAUGAGAGGGAGGGAGGGGAGAGAGAGUGCGAGAGCGAGCGAGCAAGCUGGAGAGGAGCAGAAAGAAACUGCCAGUGCCCGCUAGAUUUUGGAGGCCCCCCGCGCGCGCUUGGACUCCCUCGGAACCUGGCACCCUCAGGAGCCCUGCGGUCCUCUCAGGCCCGGUUUUCGGGCGUUUGCGGUGCAGCCCGAGCUUCGGCCCGCUGGAAAUCGCCCCGGGAAGCAGUGGGACGCGGAGACAGCAGCUCUCUCCCGGUAGCCGAAUCACUAAAUCUGGAGCCGCCAAACUGCUACUUCUGGGCCCAGGGGCCCACAAGGAUCGGAUCGGCAGAGUCCCCGCCCGGGUCCUCGCUAGAGGGUGGGGAAAAAGCUCCUGGCGGCCCCAACCCUCGGAUCCCCAUGCCACAGCGCCAAGGCAGCUCCUCCUCUAGGCAGCGACCUUGGCCAGAGGGCCCCAGGGCCCGGCUCUCUGCAGGAGAGGCCGAGAGGCUGGGAAAUGCGGUAUCGGGGAAUGGAGACCAACUGCCGCAAACUAGUGUCCGCAUGUGUGCAACUAGGCGUGCAGCCGGCGGCCGUUGAAUGCCUCUUCUCCAAAGACUCCGAAAUCAAAAAGGUCGAGUUCACAGACUCUCCCGAGAGCCGGAAAGAGGCAGCCAGCAGCAAGCUCUUCCCGCGGCAGCAUCCUGGCGCCAAUGAAAAAGACAAGAGCCAGCAGGGGAAGAAUGAGGACGUGGGCGCCGAGGACCCGUCCAAGAAGAAGCGGCAACGGCGGCAGCGGACGCAUUUUACCAGCCAGCAGCUGCAGGAGCUGGAGGCCACUUUCCAGAGGAACCGCUACCCGGACAUGUCCACGCGCGAAGAAAUCGCCGUGUGGACCAACCUUACGGAAGCUCGAGUCCGGGUUUGGUUCAAGAAUCGCCGGGCCAAAUGGAGAAAGCGGGAGCGCAACCAGCAGGCCGAGCUGUGCAAGAAUGGCUUCGGGCCGCAGUUCAACGGGCUCAUGCAGCCCUACGACGACAUGUACCCAGGCUAUUCCUACAACAACUGGGCCGCCAAGGGCCUCACGUCGGCCUCCCUGUCCACCAAGAGCUUCCCCUUCUUCAACUCUAUGAACGUCAACCCCCUGUCAUCGCAGAGCAUGUUCUCCCCGCCCAACUCCAUCUCGUCCAUGAGCAUGUCGUCCAGCAUGGUGCCCUCCGCGGUGACGGGCGUCCCGGGCUCCAGCCUCAACAGCCUGAAUAACUUGAACAACCUGAGCAGCCCGUCGCUGAAUUCCGCGGUGCCAACGCCCGCCUGUCCUUACGCGCCGCCGACUCCUCCGUAUGUUUAUAGGGACACGUGUAACUCGAGCCUGGCCAGCCUGAGACUGAAAGCAAAGCAGCACUCCAGCUUCGGCUACGCCAGCGUGCAGAACCCGGCGUCCAACCUGAGUGCUUGCCAGUACGCCGUGGACCGGCCCGUGUGAGCCGCGCCCAGCCGGGAUCCUAGGACCGUGCCGGAGGGGGCGACUCCGCCCUUGAAAGACUGGGAAUUAUGCUAGAAGGUCGUGGGCACUAAAGAAAGGGAGAGAAAGAGAAGCUAUAGAGAGAAAAGGAAACCACUGAAUCAACGAGAGAUCUCCUUUGAUUGCAAAGAGAUGUCCUCGGUGUCUGACAUCUUUCACUCAAGUAUUUCCAACCGUUCAAGGACAUACACAAGCAAACGUUUGACUGGAUAUGACAUUUUAACAUUACUAUAAGCUUGUUAUUUUUUAAGUUUAGCAUUGUUAACAUUAAAAUGACAAAGGAUGUAUAUAUAUCGAAAUGUCAAAUUAAUUUUAUAAAAGCAGUUGUUAGUAAUAUCACAACAGUGUUUUUAAAGGUUAGGCUUUAAAAUAAAGCAUGUUAUACAGAAGCGAUUAGGAUUUUUCGCUUUCAAGCAAGGGAAUGUAUAUACUAAAUGCCACACUGUAUGUUUCUAACAUAUUAUUAUUAUAAAAAAAUGUGUGAAUAUCCAGUUUUAGAAUAGUUUCUCUGGUGGAUGCAAUGAUGUUUCUGAAACUGCUAUGUACAACCUACCCUGUGUAUAACAUUUCGUACAAUAUUAUUGUUUUACUUUUCAGCAAAUAUGAAAAAAACGUGUUUUAUUUCAUGGGAGUAAAAUAUACUGCAUACAAA
This is a messenger RNA of Propithecus coquereli (Coquerel's sifaka), 3445 nucleotides long. RefSeq names its product paired-like homeodomain 2 (gene PITX2). Gene Ontology annotation, cellular component: nucleus. The transcript has 7 exons. The record is from RefSeq and is a predicted model, not a curated record. Gene Ontology annotation, biological process: anatomical structure morphogenesis; regulation of transcription by RNA polymerase II. Gene Ontology annotation, molecular function: DNA-binding transcription factor activity, RNA polymerase II-specific; RNA polymerase II cis-regulatory region sequence-specific DNA binding. Lineage: Eukaryota; Metazoa; Chordata; Mammalia; Primates; Indriidae. Bases 1786 to 2754 code for a protein of 322 amino acids.